Acanthopagrus latus (yellowfin seabream) is the source of this 1594-nucleotide messenger RNA. It is a transcript of the gene glrx3, whose product is annotated as glutaredoxin 3. The record is from RefSeq and is a predicted model, not a curated record. The coding region runs from base 65 to 1042 and encodes 325 amino acids. Lineage: Eukaryota; Metazoa; Chordata; Actinopteri; Spariformes; Sparidae. The transcript has a single exon.
CUACCAGACAGAACGGAUGUGACGUCAAGGCGACGCCGGAAACGCCGCGCAGAGGGAAAGAAAAAUGGCGAAUCUCGUGGAGGCGAAGACCCAACAACAAUUUGAAGAUUUCCUAGCCAAAGCAGGGAAAUGCCUGACCGUGGUGCAUUUCACGGCGACAUGGGCUCCUCAGUGCGGCCAGAUGAACGACGUGAUGGCCGAGCUGGCCAAGGAACACACGAGCACGACGUUUGUCACGCUAGAGGUGGAAGCGGUGCCGGAGGUGUCGGAGAAGUAUGAAAUCACCUCUGUCCCCACAUUGCUUUUCUUCAAGGGAGGAGAGAAGGUGGACCGCCUGGACGGGGCCAACGCUCCAGAGCUGACCAAGAAGGUACAGCGCCUGGCUGUCACCGGGAGUCCGGCUGGAAGUGCCGGAAGCGGCACCACGGACCUAAACCAGCGGCUGAAGAAGCUGAUCAACGCGGCCCCCUGCAUGCUCUUCAUGAAGGGGUCCGCGCAGGAGCCCCGCUGCGGCUUCAGCAGGCAGAUCGUGGGGCUGCUGAAGGAGCACAAUAUCCAGUUCAGCAGCUUCGACAUCCUGUCUGACGAGGAGGUCCGACAGGGGCUGAAGACCUACUCCAACUGGCCCACAUACCCUCAGCUGUAUGUGAAUGGAGAGCUGGUGGGGGGCCUGGACAUAGUGAAGGAGCUGGCUGAGACCGGGGAGCUGGAGAACACCUGCCCCAAGACCGUGACCCUGGAGCACCGUCUGAAAGCCGCCAUCAACCAGAGCCCGGUCAUGCUGUUCAUGAAGGGCAACAAGGAGGGCGCAAAAUGUGGCUUCAGCAGGCAGACACUGGAGAUUUUGAACAGCACCGGGGUGGAUUAUGACACCUUUGAUAUACUGCAGGAUGAAGAGGUGCGUCAGGGGCUCAAGACAUACUCUAACUGGCCAACCUACCCCCAGCUUUACGUGAAAGGAGAGCUGAUCGGAGGUUUGGACAUAAUCAAGGAGCUGAUGGAGAGCGGAGACCUGGUUUCAACGCUGAAGGGGGAGUCGUAGGAGUGACGGCCAUGCGACCAGAGGGAGAGGGGAACAAGAUGCUACUGCACAUGCUCAGAUCAGCUGAUGUAACAUGACACAGGAUCAGGCAUUAAAAGUUACAAUUUAUGAAAAUAUAUCAGAGGUAAUGAUCAAAUAGUUAACUGGUGUAGCAUUUGGAUAGAUUAAUGUCUUAUUUGAAGGAACUGCAGUUUUUUCCAUCGUGUUAUUUGAGUUUAUAAAAUCACCACAAGAAAUGUUUUGCAGUCCCUGUGCUGGGGAAAGCCACAGAGAACAUCUGGCUCCUGUGUUUGCAUUUCUGGGUUAGCUUUGUCCUUUCAGUUUUCACAACCUCACACUUCAGAGCUGGUUUAUAUUCCUAGUGAACCGUUAUUUGUCAUCUGGUGCAGCCUCUCGACUUUCCACGCUGUCCUGCCAAAACUCUCUUCACCUGAAAGACAUUUAACUAUCUCUGAGAAUCACUCUGGUUUAAAUGGGUAGAAUUAACUCUAUAUGGCACUUACUGGUACUUUGUUCAUCAAUAACACGAUUAAACAAUUUAAAAAAACCUGA